Coregonus sp. 'balchen' is the source of this 9828-nucleotide messenger RNA. Lineage: Eukaryota; Metazoa; Chordata; Actinopteri; Salmoniformes; Salmonidae. The record is from the annotation of a GenBank genome assembly.
AUGGUACAGAAAGCUCUGGUCGUUGCUAAUGUAUGCUUUGUUUUUCUUUCCCAGCUGAGAUACCAGCAUGGCCUGUCCACUCCAGACCUCCGCCAGACCCUGCCCAACCUCAAGAACUUCCUGGAGCACGGCCUUCUGGUCCGAUGGUGAGUACCUGUACUAGUCCACUCUCACUCUCCCAGUGUCUUAGUACUAUUAAGCUACCCCACCUAGCACUGUUGCGCCCACUAUCUCUACUCUACAUUUUUCACUUCAGGGUCCGGUUGCACCAGUUGGUCGUUAGUGGGUCGUAACUCUACGCCCGACGUAAAAUGCGCUCUAUGCCGGACCAAAAAAUUAUACCUAUUGCACCACCUGGGUGUAAACCCUUCAAUGAGCUACGACUGGGCGUAGGGUAUUAAAUUGGGACAAUCUUCAGCAUGAUACCCAUAGAAAAUAAUAGCAGUCUAUAUUUUCAAAAGGAUGUGAGUCUCGUACUCUCACACACACACACACACACACACCACACACACACACACACAGGGCUGAAAUACUCGUCAGGGGGCGGCGGCUGGCAGACUUACAGAGGGGAGAAUUAUGUGUGUGAGAAGGUGCAGUAAGCCUGAACAGGCAAUAAGUUAGGUCCUCGUCACAGGACCCACAUAGUUCUCCCCUCUAACUGAUUCAGACAGCAGGUACUGGGGGACAGGAAGGUGGUCUGACUCUGGGGCUCCACACUGCAGUAGUGAAACACUGAAACAGGGAGGACAUGCAUUCAUUCCUGCUCUCCUUUUGUAUGGGACUUAUUUUAUUGCCCUUCCUCCCCACCGUAUCACUUCCAGUUCCCCCCUGCCUGAAAAAGCCUCAAUUCAGAUUCUAUUUCCAGCGGAGAGGCCAAGCGUAUGAAAUAUGGAUGCAUAAAAAUGCUGUGCGGCAGCUGAAGGGAGUUAACCGGUAGACUGUGAGAGGGAAAGGGGUUUGAUAUCUGUUCCCCUCCCCUCUCCUCUACUCCUAUACAGGGGUGGUGGUGGGGCGAGGGCAUGUCCAAGAGAACCAUUUCCAUCCAUGAACUGUGUAGACGUUUCCGCCUCCAUAUAGAGCUUUCUGCAUGCACAAUAAGCUGACUAGAAGGGCUCUUCUCCUGCAUGGGAACAUGGGCUUUAUCCAGGGGACCUCAUUGGGAAGUACUGUACACUGAGUGCACAAAAAAAUUAGGAACACCUGCUCUUUCCAUGACAUAGACUGACCAGGUAAAUCCAGGUGAAAGCUAUGAUCCCUUAUUGAUUUAUCUUGUUAAAUCCACUUCAAUCAGUGUAGAUAAAUGGAGGAGGCAGGUUAAAGAUGGAUUUUUAAACCUUGAGACAACUGAGACAUGGAUUGUGUAUGUGUGUCAUUCAGAGGGUGAAUGGGCAAGACAAAAGAUUUAAGUGCCUUUGAACGCGGUAUGGUAGUAGGUGCCAGGAGCACCGGUUUGAGUGUGUCAAGAACUGCAACACUGCUGGGUUUUUCACGCUCAAUAGUUUCCCGUGUGUAUCAAGAAUGGUCCACCAACCAAAGGACAUCCAGCCAACCUGACACAACUGUGGGAAGCAUUGGAAUCAACAUGGGCCAGCAUCCCUGCGGAACGCUUUCGACACCUUGUAGAGUCCAUCCCCUGACGAAUUGAGGCUGUUCUGAGGGAAAAUGUUUUGUACACUCAGUGUAUAUGAUUGUUAAGGGUUUGUACUGUAUAGAAAGAGACUGUGUUUUCUUUAAUGUUCCUACACUGAUCCCUUCCUACUAAAACAGUUGCAAACAGAGUAAAGACGUAUGUACAUCUCAGUGGCACAGUGGAAGGACUUGUAAACCUAGCCCCCGAACCAUGCAAGUGGAUAAGGCUUAGGGAGCCAGUUACUUUAGGGUGAAUGCUAGACAAAAAAAAACAUUAGACAAGGAGGAACUUACCAAAGGCAGUUCUUCUUGCUUUGUAAACGGAAUAGCUUGCCGAGUUCAAAACAAACACGUUAAGCUCCUAUUCGUGGUUCGACAUCUGCAGAGGCCCUGGCAGAGGUUCACAGGUCCUAAGCCCGGUGCACCGAGUCUGGGGUGAGGGGGCUGGAUGAUUGAACACAGCCCCGGCCCCGGCUGCUCCCCCAGCCGCCCGGAGGUUCCGAAGAUUCCCCCCAAAACCCCUGGUGAGAGAACAGCGAUAACGGCAUUAAAUCUGAACCCCUCCCUGCUGCCUUCAAACACACACACAGUCCAAGAACACACAGGAGGAAAUGUUUAGCCUGGCUCGUGUGUGUGUGUGUGUGUGUGUGUGCCUGCGUACUGUGUGUCUGUAUCUUCACUUCCCCAAAUUUCCACCUGUGACAACCAAGCAAGUUCAGCCUAAAUGGCCAAUAACACAGUCAGGAAUACUGGUCCUGGUCUGAAUCAGUAACUGAACAUGCAUUGCAGUAAAGCUGAUGGCACACAUCCAGCACAGUAGGUGUUUCAUUAUGUGGAGAUGAUUGUUCCAGUAAAGCCAUAGGGAUGGUAGUUGUUGAGAUGGUAAGGGGAGAUGCCUGAUGUUGUGGGGGAACUCAUACAGUAUAAUGAAUCAAAUAAAGCUAAUUUGUUUGGAUGAGUUCGAGCAUUCCUACACAGACACACACACAAACACACACACACACACACACACACACACAUACACACACGAGUGGCGCAGUGGUCUAAGGCACUGCAUCGCAGUGCUAGCUGUGCCACUAGAGAUCCUGGUUCGAAUCCAGGCUCUGUCGUAGCCGGCCGCGACCGGGAGACCCAUGGGGGGCGGCGCACAAUUGGCCCAGCGUCGUCCAGGGUAGGGGAGGGAAUGGCCGGCAGGGAUGUAGCUCAGUUGGUAGAACAUGGCGUUUGCAACGCCAGGGUUGUGGCUUCGAUUCCCACGGGGGGCCAGUAUGAAAAAAUAAAUAAAUAAUGUAUGCACUCACUAACUGUAAGUCACUCUGGAUAAGAGCGUCUGCUAAAUGACUAAAAUGUAAAUGUAAUGUGUGUGCCUGCGUUUGUCUGUAUGUCUGUCUGUGUGUGUUAGCUGUACAGUGAUCUCUAUGGAUGAGGGAUGAGCUGACAUCUGGAGGAACACUCCCUACCACCAGGUCUCUCUAUGAGACAGCCCAGCACAGCCCAGCACACAGCAGACCUGCUCUCCUCUAUGUGUCACUGAGACACAGAGUAGGGGACUAACAGGGCCAGCUGAUCUAAUUAGUAAUUGCCAUUCGUUGAGGUACUGCAUUGAUCCCCACAGUUAUGUCAUUCUAACACGACAUGUCGCAAAUGAACUGAAUCUGUCUUACUGUGAGACAGUGUGGGGUACUGUAGUUCUCACCUAUAUUUGCAAUGGGUUGGUAUAGCUAGGCUAUUUAUCUGUGUGCCAUACAAAACUGCUGAGAAUCAAGUCAAAUACAACAGUGUGCAGUCACAAUUGGCAACAGUGUUAGUGUUCAUACUAUCGACUUGUUCAAUAUGUUUUACAUGCUGUGCUGUGGUGAUUUUCAUACGAUGGUUACAUUCUCCAUCUUCAAAAGGCCAGACUUGGACAGAGGAGACUUGCACUAUUACAAUAUUUUCAUUUAAACUCCCCUCCACCCCCCGUAGUGUGUAUUACAAUAUUUCAGUUAUAGCAUUUGGUUUAGUAGUUCCUGUGGGAUUUUCGGUUGCCAUGACAUCAAAGCCUGAAUCUUAUCUGUCAUUGUGUGUUUUGGCCCUGAUCACGGCUCCUUAGCAGGAAUUGGAUAUGAAGAGAGCUAUGCCUUGAACCUGAAACAAGGCCUGUCUGAGGAUAAGACAGCGGAAAAUAUUUGGUUUAGUAAAUUCCUGGCCUGCCUGGAAUAUCCAGGGCUGAGUCUGACACAGGCAGAGGAAGAGAGACUCCAUUUAAAACAAACAAGUUGGGAGAAGAGGUGGGCCUAUGCGCCGCUGGCCCUGCCCAGUCUGGGCCUAAUGGUUUAGGCAGAGGGCUCAGGUAGCUUUUAUGUGGUGAAAUCAUUGACAAGGAAGUCCGCCGGGCUUAGAGGACUAGUAAAACUUAAUGAUGAGUUAGAACGUCCAGAGUGAAGUACUGUGUCCCUUUGGCUGUAAAUCACAGGUCGUCUAAUGUCCACCCUGAAAGAGAUGCCUACAGUACAGUAUGCCUGGCUAUACUACCCACACCAACACUGCAACCUACCAUACUAUACAACACUACUAGCCUGGAUUGGUUGCCAUUUAUACUUGGUCCAAGUAUAUAUCGUUUACAGGCACAAUGGGCUAUUGUGUGAAAACUAGACCAUACAUUGCUUCCCUCCAAUGGAGAGUUCUUCUCUUGUAAGUCCGCCAAUAUUCCCUCCAUCCCUCACCAUCCUCCCGCUCUAUGGGUUCCAGGUUUUUCAACAGUAUUCAGGAAAUGUACUACUGCUCUCCCUUCCUCUGAGCAGAGCAAUAAUUACUGUAUGGGGAGUGGUGCAAGGAGGGGGACAGCCUAAUUGGUCUGAAUAAAAAGCAAUGUGUCAAGAGUCAUACUGAGAAAAUGUGCUGCAUGAAAAAAUAUUAUGACAGCCCAUUCAAGGAGAUUUGUGGGGGCUAGCCUCCUCCCCCUCUCCUCCUGCCGCUUCUCCUCAGACUCUUUACUACACUCUUGAUUAAGGGACUUAACUUGACAGCUGUUUAAAAGAACCAAUUUGGAGGGGUGCUUAAUGUAACAAAUAAACGAUCUCCAAACAAGAAAUGCCUUAUUAUCCAGACCUUAUUAUUGUGACAUCUAAACACUCCCAGAGAAGAAGAAGUGGUUAUAUGUUUUACACCGUCUGAUUGUAUAUCAUAUCACUGUGUUUCUGGGCCAAAACACAUGCAGGCGUCAAUGUUGGCCAGCUCUCUCCUGAAUCCUAACCUGGGUUCUCCUGAAGCUGAGAUGGAUUACUGUGUGGUAGGGGUACUGGGAGAGAGUCAGGGAGAAACUAGAAGGCUUGAUAUUAAUUCAAAUCAGAGAUUGGAUCAGUCUCCGAGCUCUUGCCACGAGGACGUCAUUCAGCAAACAACAGACUGAAGGCAGUCAUUAGCGUGUUAUAAAUGAUGCAUGGAAUGUUUGAAACUCCUGCUUAACAAACAGUCAGCUCUGUUUUUUCCAACCUGUCCUCUGUUUGAUAGGGGCCCAGCCUGGACCACGGUUUGGGUUUGCUCGCUGGAAUGAUAAUUCUGUUCUCAUGGAAGGUCUCUUUUUAUUCCCGUCUUCCAAAUCAGGUUUAGUUUUUUAGUUUUGGAGCGUGCUCAAAACACCAUAAUGAUUUUGUUUAAGUUCACAGAUACAAAUCAUUAAUGGAAAACCAUUAAACUUUUGGCUUUUUCGAGAAAACUGAUCAACCGUUUUGAACAGCAUGUUGUUUCUAUUUAUCCUUGGUUUAUGGGAUAUACUGUAUAGUCGCUAAGGGCCAAUGUGAAGGCAAUUGCGUUAGAUGAUGUUUUCAGAUAGACACGCACUGUGAAUAAGUGCAGCACAGUGUAUCCCCAGUUAUUGCUCAGAAAGAAGAGCACUCAUGCCAGAUUAUCUCAACUCAUUAUCUUUAUUUGCUUUACCUUGCAUGAACGUUUGACCUCAUCUUGUGUGUUCCUGUAAGCUUCUUAUUAAAUGUUUGCCGUGAGCUAUAAUUAUGAACAGGUAUGACAUGGGCCAUCCACUGUGUGUGGGUUUCCUCUAUGGGUCCUCUUUUAUAGGACAGGUUGACAGAGUUGGAAAAAGUACCCAAUUGUCAUACUUGAGUAAAAGUAAAGAUACCUUAAUAGAAAAUGACUCAAGUGAAAGUCACCCAGUAAAAUCCUACUUGAGUAAAAGUAAAAAAGUAUUUGGUUUUAAAUAUACUUAAGUAUCAAAAGUAAAUGUAAUUGCUAAAAUAUACUUAACUAGUAGAAGUAAAAGUAUAAAUAAUUUCAAGUUCCUUAUAUUAAGCAAACCAGACGGCAUGAUUUUCUUGUUUUUUAAAUUUAUGGAUAGCCAGGGCCACACUCCAAUACUCAGACAUAAUUUACAAACAAAGCAUUUGUGUUUAGUGAGUCCGCCAGAUCAGAUGCAGUAGGUAUGACCAGGGAUUUUUUCUUUAAGGGCGGGAAUUAGACCAAUUUCCUGUCCUGCUAAGCAUUCAAAUGUAACGAGUACUUUUGGGUGUCAGGGAAAAUGUAUGGAGGAGAAAGUACAUCAUUUUCUUUAGGAAUUUUAUUUUUUAUUUUUUUAUUUUACCUUUAUUUAACUAGGCAAGUCAGUUAAGAACACAUUCUUAUUUACAAUGACGGCCUACACCGGCCAAACCCGGACAACACUGGGCCAAUUGUGCGCCGCCCUAUGGGACUCCCAAUCACGGCCGGUUGUGAUACAGCCUGGAAUCGAACCAGGUCUGUAGUGACGCCUCAAGCGCUGAGAUGCAGUGCCUUAGACCACUGCGCCACUCGGGAGCCCUAUGUAGUGGAGUAAAAGUAAAAGUACUUGUAAAAGUUGUCAAAAAUAUAAAUUGUAAAGUACAGAUACCCCAAAAAACUACUUAAGUAGUACUUUAAAGUAUUUUUACUUAAGUACUUUACACCACUGCAGGUUGAGGACACUCUGCUGUCCUGUCUUGUCUGUGACUCACUCAUCAGCAGUGAGCUGUGUGUUUGUGUGUGUCUGUGUGUGUGUGUGUGUGUGUGUGUGUGUGUGUGUGUGCAUGCGCUAGUGCUGAGCAAUUUACCAAAAUGUGUUAUUUUCUGUUUUUUAAACAACUAUUUGACCGAUGUUGGUUCAAUUAUUUGAAUUCCAUUUCGUUCAGUUUUUUUUUCCUGUGAGCUCAGUGCGCAGUUUUUCUAGAGAUAAAUCAGAUCAAGCCUGAACAUUGCGAUGUAGUAGGGAGUUGUAGUUUCCAACAGGCCAAUAUUGUAUAUAGUUUAGCGCAGAAAACGUGGUAAUUAACUACCAUAAUCCAUUGCGCGUCUACUUGUCCGUUCUGUGUGGGGCAGACACUGAGCGGGAGAGAAUAGACAGAAGAACGUGCGAUCGAGAGGGAUAGAGAGAAGUUGCUUCGCGAGGUAUCUACCUGAAAAUACAUUAUCUACAGUUGAAGUCGGAAGCACGUGGGUGGCAGCAUCAUGGUGCACUUCACAAAAUCUAAAGACAUCAGUCAGGAAGUUAAAGCUUGGUCGCAAAUGGGUCUUCCAAAUGGACAAUGACCCCAAGCAUACCUCCAAAGUUGUGGCAAAAUGGCUUAAGGACAACAAAGUCAAGGCAUUGGAGUGGCCAUCCCAAAGCCCUGACCUCAAUCCUAUAGAAUAUGUGUGGGCAGAACUGAAAAAGCAUGUGCGAGCAAGGAGGUCUACAAACCUGUCUCAGUUACACCAGCUCUGUCAGGAGGAAUGGGCCAAAAUUCACCCAACUUAUUGUGGGAAGCUUGUGGAAGGCUACCCCUAACGUUUGACCCAAGUUAAACAAUUUAAAGGCAAUGCUACCAAAUACUAAUCGAGUGUAUGUAAACUUCUGACCCACUGGGAAUGUGAUGAAAUAAAUAAAAGCUUAAAUAAAUCAUUCUCUCUACUAUUAUUCUGACAUUUCACAUUCUUAAAAUAAUGUGGUGAUCCUAACUGACCUAAGACAGGGAACUUUUACUAGGAUUAAAUGUCAGGAAUUGUGAAAAACUGAGUUUAAAUGUAUUUGACUAAGGUGUAUGUAAACUUCCGACUUCAACUGUAAGUGAUUGAUAGUUGGUAUUCAGCAUUCUUGAAAGUCUCCCUUUACUUUGAAGAACUACUAAAAUAGGUAUUUUGUCAGACAGCAUAGGCAGCAGCUCUGUAGAGAUGAGAUGAUUACCUGGAAUGAAAUAAUAAAGUCAUCAAAUAAAACUGAAAUAUUUUAUUAAAGUAAAGUAAGCAGUAAUUAGUAAUGGGCAGCCACUACCAUCAUGGGACUUGUAUUAAUAGUUGUAUUCUGUGUUGUUACAGCAUUCAACCCACAUAAUGCAUAGUGCAUUUAAUGUUUUAAAAAAUAAUCAAAGCUGAAAUCGGAAACCGUGAUAUAUUUUUUUAUCAUCGAACUGAAACCGAACUGGCCUCAAAAAGCACUAAUCGCUCAGCACUAGUAUGCGCACACGUGUGUGUUUUUAAACCCUGUGUGUGAACUCUUAUGUCAGUGCCCUGUGCUCUGCUGUCUCCACGGGGGGCAGGGGCCGCGGUCAGGACCCUCUUAACAAGCUACCAUGUGUUGAGUCCUGAAGUACUCCCAUCAAACAGUUAGGCAAAGACCAGUCAGUCGCUGUGUGUUUGAAACAUCCCCUGGCAUAGGCCUCUAGGUCCUCUCUGUGUGUGCGUCCUGCUGCCACACGCUAGACUAGACUAUCUGGCGUCUGAUACAGGGACAUCACCACCCAGUGACCUCACCACCCCUUUAACCCAUUUUAACUAGCCAGGAUCACUUACCCAGGCUCCUCUGCUCUCUAACCAGCCACAGGUGGACCUCUGACAGCACAGGGGCUCAAUUUCACCUUUGACCCCAUGAGAUAUCCCUCCAAUGUCUCCUCUCAUACCUGAAUGACCAGGUUAAGUAUGGCUAAACAGCUAUGGACCCCUUGUUUAAGUUAAUUUACGGUUAGGAUUUGCAUGGGACAAAUGAGGGUUGCUCUGUCCUGUCUGUUAUCUGUUAUUUCUGCAAAAAUGUCUUGCAUACUUUCUAGGAGGCAUGCUGUGAGCUUCCACUCUGCAUGGCCCUGUCGUUGCGUGAGCUGAGAAAAUGUUUUUGAAUGUAAUAAUGGGGAGUGAUUUGCAGUGGGCCAGCUGUCUGGGAUCUGGUUCAGGAGGGGGGAGAGAUGAGAUACAGAACCAUGUUCGAUCAGAGAGGCCUGGGGGCUGGGCAGGGGGGAGCCUUCCUCCCUCUAUCCCUCCCUCUCUCCAUAACCCUUGAACGUAAAAGACUUAUGAGCAUAUCCAUCAUAUCCUGUUUCAUUCAUUCUUUCUUUCUUUCUCUCCCUGCCUCCCUCUCUCUUGCUCUCUCUCUCUCUCCUUCUCUCCCACAGUGACCGGCAUCAUGUCUCCAGCUCCAUCCCGGUCCCGACAGGAGCCAAGUCUCAGUUCAGAGUCUCGGCUGCGUCAGAGGUGGGAUUCCCCACCGACACCAGCUCUCCAGACCGGGGCUCGCUGAGGAAGAGGGCCAGCUCCGAGGCCGACAAGCAGAAGUACAAAGCCUCUCUUCCUCCCAGCUACAACACGGCCAUGGCCAUAGACCAGCCCCAGGGGGGCCUGGCGCCGCCCUCCCCCUCCCACAAACACAUGUCCUCCUCCCUGGACGCUAGCAUCGACCUGGCCAAGACUCUGGAGGACCAGGCACAGCAGACACCAGCCCCAGGGGAGGGGGAUGGAGACGGAGAGGUAGAAUUGGUGGAGGAGGAGCAACUGCCUUCCACUACCACAGGAGGCUCAGAUUGCCCCACUCCGGCUCAGGACACCACCGUUGAGGAAGUGGAGGAGGUGGCGCUCACCAGCCAGCAGCAUGCAGACCAUACCAUGAAUGGCUCAGUGGUGCCAGGCGAUGGGCUGGCGGGGUCCGCAACAGGGCUAACAGUGACCAUGGCAUUGAACCCAGAGUUGUGCUGCUCGGUGGAGCAGGCAGAGGAGGUCAUGGGGACUGAGGCCACAUGCCUGGGACUGGGGAUGGGACUGGGGGAUGGGGCCAGGCUGGAGGACUACCCCUGCAUCCCCGUGGAGCACGCCGUAGCUGUGGAGUGUGAUGAGCAGGUGCUGGGCGAGCUGGACGCCGCCGGCUUCGAGGAGUUCUCCCGCCGCAUCUAUGCACUAAAUGAGAACAUGUCCAGCUUCCGCCGGCCACGCAAGAACUCCUCUGAGAAGUGA